AUAUAUUGUUAUACGUUAAGUUUUCCAUGUAAUUUUUAAUGUUUUUACUGAACGUUAAUUGAAAAUAAUACAAGAAAAAAUUCAUUAUCAUGGAUGAUACAGUAGAGGCUCAGAAAUGGCAGCAGCAUCUUGCUCUCCUACGAGAGCAAUAUGUGAAUCUAUAUAAUAAUUAUACAGAAUUGCAGCAGAAAUAUACUUUAGCGACUGCUUCAAUAGAUGAUCAUGAAAGUUUUGCAGGGCGCUUACUAUCCCAAAUAGCCCAAUUAUAUGGAGAAAAACGUUACAGCGACAUUACCAUUGAAUUAACAAAUAAAAAUGUACCCGUGCAUAAAUUUGUUCUCGCAGCAAGAAGUGAUUCUUGGAGCUCUCUUGCAGAAAAGUCUGUUCUUGAUUGGAAGCACUUGGAUGAAAGUAUUGCCUCGGUUCUACUGAAAUGGAUCUAUACGGAUAGCGUCAGCGAGGACAAACUCUCUUUGGAGCUCAUGAAAGCGGCGUCAAGUUUUGGCUUGACGGAGCUAAUGGAAAGAUGCGAAAAGUAUCUAAUGGGAAACGUACAGCUACAGGACUGCGUCAAAUUGUACACCAUCGCGGAGGAGUUGGGAACCAAGAAAUUACGAGAUCAUUGCAGUUCAUUGAUAUCUUGUCACUGGGACGAUCUGAGCGGCGAGGACUUCAAAGAAAUGCCGGGUCCUCUGCUCUAUCAACUUCUUAAGGCCAAGAGCGACUAUCCGUUGCACUCGGCGGUCCGUUUGCAGCGCGAAGACGUCGUCUUCUUGUACUUGGUCGAACACAAUGCCGAGCUUCCAGACGCGGUCAACAGACUGGACAAUCGGGGCGAGACGGCCCUCGAGGUCGCCCUGAAGAGCCGCCAGCCGUCGCUGGCUCGUACCCUGGUGGAGCAUCGGGCCGACCUCUGGGCCAGGGACGCCGAGGGCCGCAGCCUGCUGCACUCGGCCAUCAGCAAGAGCGACUCGUACGCGGCCGAGUUCAUCGUCGAGCAGCUGCAGAACUGCGGCCAGCAGCUCGACCGGCCGCACCCGCGCGACGCCUCGACGGCACUGCACCUGCUGGCCCGGCAUCGGGCCCAGGACAUGCUCGCCGUGGCCACGAGACUGAUCAAGGCCGGACUCGAGCCCAACGCCCAGAACAACGACGGAUGGAGUCCACUGCACUGCUGCGUCGCGGAGCGCAACGAGCCCAUGCUGGACGUGCUGCUGAGCUGCGACUCGCUCCAGGUCGAUCUGCGAACGCGCCAGGGCGACACGGCGCUGUGCCAGGCCCUGCUGGCCGAGCCCUGCUUCGAGAGCGCCGCGGCCAAGCUGCUGGCCAAGGGCGCCGCGCCCAAUCCGCGCUAUCCCGGCGACGAGGCCGUGAGCCUCCUCCACAAGCUGGCGCGCGAGGGUCGCGAAGACGCCGCGCUCUUCCUUCUCGAGUCGCUGAAGCGCGAGGACAAGCGGCUCAAGGACACCGAGAGCCUGGAGGCACGGGAUCGCGAGGGCUUCACGGUGCUGCACGAGGCGGCGCGCUCCGAUCUGCCGCGGCUGUGCGAACGACUGCUCGAGCUCGCCCCGGGCCUGCUGCAGAGCCGCACCCUCCAGGAGGAGACGGCCUUGCAUCUGGCGGUGAGCCGGGGCUGCCUGCGCAGCCUCGAGGCGCUUUUGGCCGCCGAGCCCGAGCCCCAGCGACGCAAGCAGCUCACCAGCUGCAAGGACAGGCGCGGCGAGACUCCCCUGAGCCUGGCGGUGCUCGCCGAGUCCCGGGACAAGGAGAUACUGCGGGUGCUGAUCGAGGCGGGGGCCGACAUCGAGCAGAGGAACGACGAGGGCUACACGGCCCUGCACACGUCCAUCAACUCCGAGAACUCGGACUACGCCAUAUUCCUGAUCGAGAACGGAGCCGAUCUCAAUUCGCCAACGUCGAGCGGUGAAACUCCGAUGCAGAUGAGCGUGCACUGCCGCCUGGCCGACGUCGUCGAGGCUCUCUGUCGUCGGGGCGCCGACGUCAACGCCGGCUGUCCGCUCUGGGACGCGCUCGACUCCGGCCAGGAGCAGGUCGCGGCGACCCUGAUCGCCCACGGCGCCGAUCCGGACUGCUGGCGGCCGGGCCACGACGGCGGCUGCCAGCAGACCCUCCUGCACAAGGCCAUCGACGAGAACUGCGAGGACUACGCCAUCUUCCUGAUCAAGAGCGGCUGCGACCUCAACUCGCCGCGUCGGCCGCCCGCCAACGGCGAGGAGGGCGGCGAGGAGGCCCGAGACGAGUGCACGCCCCUGCACCUGUGCUGCCAGUGGGGCCUCGAGCAGGUCGUCCAGACCCUCAUCGAGCACGGCGCCAACGUGAAUAGCCGCGACGCCGAGGGCAAGACCCCGCUGCAUCUCGCCAUCGAGAACCAGAACGACCAGAUCAUCUCGCUGCUGCUGUUCCAUCCCAACAUCAAUCUGUCGCUGCGCGACAAGAAGGGCCUGUCGCCGUUCGCCACGGCCCUGGUGAUGCGCAACAACAGCGCCGCCCGGGCGAUCCUCGAGAAGCUGCCCUCGGCCGCCGAGCAGUUCGACAACAAGGGCCGCAACUUCCUGCACACGGCCAUACAGAAGAACGACAUGGAGAGCAUCCUGUUUCUGCUGUCGAUACGCGUCAACGUCAAUUCCAAGGUGCAGGACCUGACGGGCACGCCGCCCCUCAGUCUGGCCGCCGUCACCGGCAACGAGGUGCUGGUGCGCAGUCUGCUGCUCGCCGGCGCCAUGAUCAACGACACGGACGCGCACAGGAACACGGCCCUGCACGCCGCCUCCAAGGCCGGACACGCCAACGUCGUGUCCGCUUUGCUGCAGAACAACAUCAACUUCGACGCGGUGAACGCCGACGGCGACAACGCACUGCACGUGGCCGUGCGCGAGGGCCACGUCUCGGUGGUCCGAGCUCUGCUCACCGAGUGCACCCUGAACGCCGAGGCCGUCAAUCUCAAGGGGCGCAAUCCGCUGCACGAGCUAGCUCGCUGCGGCCGCGACAACACGGCCACCAACAUUUGCGAGCUGUUCUUCGAGUGCAUGCCCGAUUAUCCGCUCAAUAACGCCGAUCUCGAUGGAAACACGCCGCUUCUCAUCGCUUACAUGAAGGGCAACGGCAAUCUGUGCCGUACCCUCGUUAAAUUCCGGGCGAUGCUGGGCUACAUGAACAAAGACGGCAUAACGAUAUUCAAUUAUCAAGUGGCGACGAAGCAACUGCUGCACAGGCUGUUGGAGUCGUUGACCCAGGAACCGCCGUGGGCCGAGAAAGAUCUGUGCCUCGAGUGCGGCACCAAGUUUUCCUUGACCAUGAGGAGACACCACUGUCGCCACUGCGGUCGAGUCCUCUGCAGCAAAUGCUCGGGCCAAGACGUGCCCAUCAUCAAAUUUGGCCAGAACAAACCGGUGCGAGUCUGCGCCGUGUGCUUCGACGUUCUUCAAAUCGGUGCUGACUGAAUUUCUCGUUAAAUUUACUAUUUACCAUUAUAUAUUAUAUUGAGAAUUUUUAUACCUAUUUUAUAGUAUAUGAGAAACAUUUUAUCUAUAAGUGUAGAAAAGAUUGCACUUGUGCGAAAAUAAAUCAUUCCAGAGUUGAGUUGAAACUUGACUAUGCAGA
This is a messenger RNA of Trichogramma pretiosum, 3621 nucleotides long. Its product is annotated as rabankyrin-5. Gene Ontology annotation, biological process: protein localization to ciliary inversin compartment. The coding region runs from base 90 to 3461 and encodes 1123 amino acids. Gene Ontology annotation, cellular component: ciliary inversin compartment. The record is from RefSeq and is a predicted model, not a curated record. NCBI's taxonomy places the organism in Eukaryota, Metazoa, Arthropoda, Insecta, Hymenoptera, Trichogrammatidae. The transcript has 11 exons. Gene Ontology annotation, molecular function: protein binding; metal ion binding.